Molecule: messenger RNA, 3235 nt
Organism: Ailuropoda melanoleuca (giant panda)
Lineage: Eukaryota; Metazoa; Chordata; Mammalia; Carnivora; Ursidae
Product: solute carrier family 22 member 20
Exons: 10
Coding region: 370-2043 (557 amino acids)
Biological process (GO): transmembrane transport
Cellular component (GO): membrane
Molecular function (GO): transmembrane transporter activity
Source: RefSeq, a predicted model, not a curated record
UUCACGAUGGCCUCUGGAUAAAGGGGAGGGUGACAACGGCGCUGCAGUGACUGCAGGGGUCCUGCUGGUGCGGGCAGCGGUCGGCGGCUGGGCCUGCAGAUCUGGGCGGUGGGCUGCGAGGCAGUGCUCUGGGAGCCCUGCUUUUCUAACACGGAGGGGAGAUGGAGAGAAUUGAGGAGCAAGGCCCUGGAGGGAGGGGGAGCCCUGCAGGUAUGGGGACGCCCGAGGCCUCCCAUGAGGUGUAACCGGACCCCUGCGACCUAUCGGACACCGGGGUGUCUGUGGUCCUGACCCCCGGCCUGUUCCUCCACCUCCCGGGGCCCCGUCCUUUACAUAAGGCCGCAGGAAGCUGGGCCGUGGGCCAGGCCCAUGGCCAUGGCCUUCACGGAGCUGCUGGACAGCCUGGGUGGUGUGGGCCGCUUCCAGCUCGUCUACACGGCCCUGCUCCUGUUGCCCUGCAGCCUGCUGGCCUGUCACAACUUCCUGCAGAACUUCACGGCCGCCGUGCCCGGCCACCACUGCCGGGGCCCCGCCAACCACACCGCGGCCGCCGCCAACCACUCGGGGGCCUGGCUGAGGGCCACGGUACCCCUGGACCAGCUCGGGACCCCUGAGCCUUGCCAGCGCUUCACGGAGCCUCAGUGGGCCCUCCUGAGCCCCAACACCUCUGUCCGUGGGGCGGCCACGGAGGGCUGCAAGGACGGCUGGGUCUAUGAUCGCAGCAUUUUCCCGUCCACCAUCGUGAUGGAGUGGGAUCUGGUGUGUGAAGACCGCCCCCUCCGCGACCUGGCUCAGUCCAUCUACAUGGCCGGGGUGCUGGUGGGCGCCGCCGUGUUCGGCAGCCUCGCGGACAGGCUGGGCCGCAAGGGCCCCCUGGUCUGGUCCUACCUGCAGCUGGCAGUCUCGGGGGCCGCCACGGCCUACUUCGGCUCCUUCGGCGCCUACUGUGUCUUCCGGUUCCUGAUGGGCAUGACCUUCUCCGGCAUCAUCCUCAACUCCCUCUCCCUGGUCGUGGAGUGGAUGCCCACGCGGGGCCGGACCGUGGCGGGGGCGUUGCUGGGGUACUCCUUCACCCUGGGGCAACUCAUCCUGGCCGGAGUGGCAUACCUGAUCCGCCCCUGGCGGUGGCUGCAGUUUGCUGUCUCUGUUCCUUUCCUCAUCUUCUUCCUCUACUCGUGGUGGCUGCCGGAGUCGUCCCGCUGGCUCCUCCUCCAUGGCAGGUCACAGCUGGCUGUGCAGAACCUGCGGAAGGUGGCCGUUAUGAACGGGAGAGCGGAGGAGGGCGAGAGGCUCACCAAAGAGGUGGUGAGCUCUUACAUCCAGAGUGAGAUUGCGAAUGUCCGCACCUCCAACUCGGUCUUAGACCUCUUCCGAACCCCGGCCAUCCGAAAGGUCACAUGCUGUCUCAUGGUGGUCUGGUUCUCCAACUCCAUGGCUUACUACGGGCUGGCUAUGGACCUGCAGAAGUUUGGACUCAACGUCUACCUGGUGCAGGUCCUGUUCGGGGUCAUAGACAUCCCGGCCAUGCUGGUGGCCACCACCACCAUGAUAUACGUGGGCCGCCGGGCCACCGUGGCCUCCUUCCUCAUCCUGGCCGGGCUCAUGGUGAUCGUGAACAUGUUUGUGCCGGAAGAUAUGCAGACCCUGCGCACGGCCCAGGCGGCGCUAGGCAAAGGCUGCCUGGCCAGCUCCUUCAUCUGUGUGUACCUGUUCACGGGAGAGCUGUACCCCACAGAGAUCAGGCAGAUGGGGAUGGGCUUUGCCUCGGUCAAUGCCCGCUUUGGGGGUCUGGUUGCACCCCUGGUCACCACGCUCGGGGAGUUCAGCGCCAUCCUACCGCCCAUGAGCUUCGGGACCACUUCGAUCCUGGCCGGGCUGGCCGUCUGCUUCCUGGCUGAGACCCGCAACGCGCCCCUGGUGGAGACCAUCGAGGCCAUGGAGAGGAGAGUCAAAGGAGGUCUUUCCAAGAAGGAGGCAGAAGGGAAGAGGGAAGAAAUUUCUCUCCAGCAGCUGGGAUCUUCUCCCCUCAAAGAAACCAUCUAAGCUGCCACAAACCUGGUUCUUGCUGGUGGCACCUGAUCUGGUGUCCCGACACCCCUGGGGUUUUUCCUGAUACUGAUGGGGGUGAGGUGGGUCAAGGGCGGCGGUGGCUCUUUGAGUCCAUGACAAAAAGAGCUACCCACAAACCAGGGCUAUGGUUACCGGAAGAAAACUGACCGCCAGCAGCCAGUUGGUGGUCAAAUGUGUAGAAAGUCAAGAGAAACCAUGUCCAGGGACCAAAGGAGGACCUCUUUCCCUUUCCCAUCCCCGAUCCUGCCCCCUUAAAACCUUUGUUCAUUCUUGUUCCACCUCCAAACAUUGUGUCAUUGCAAGGUUAGGGUGGCUGACAUUUGUGCCCCUGGUUGUCCUGGGACAGCCCCACCCAGCUUGUCCUUGAGAACUCAUUCUGCUGCACCCCUUGGCAUUUACUCCGUCUUGCUGUAUACACAAUUAAAGCUCUCUUCCCCUAGUUGUGUAUGACUUACCUUCUCAACUAGCAAAUGUGGGAUUUGCACAUGGCACGUGCUUAGUAAGUAGUUGGUAAAUAUGUGAUGAAGCCAGACUCAGGCAUUGGAUGGAGACCUCUGCCCCUCACUGGCAUUCCUGGCAAUACCCCCUUGCAGAAAUGAAAUGGGGUGUGGCUUGGUUCUCCAAACGUCUCACAGAGAGACGAGUUCCUGGUGUCCCUCUGACCUCAGAUGCUUUUCCAGCCCGGGUGUUGGACAUGUGCCUGCAUCCCUGACCUUGACCCUCCCUAUAAUUCAGAUUAGAUUCAUGAGGAAUUCAAAUCCUGGCUCACUGAGUUGUCUUGAGCAAAUUUCCUUGUCUGAGCCCUUCCUCCUGGAAUUGUCAGAGAAUCAAUGAGAUCAGUGCUGCACCCCUAAAGCUCAAGAAAAAAGCACAAUCUGGGAAAAAAAGUAAGAAAUCACAGUGUGGGCAGGAAUCAUUGCAAUAUGUCAUUUUUGGAGAAUUCUCCAAAAAGCUGUCCCAAGGCAUGAGCCUUGGUGCACCAAAUCCUCAGUCCUCCCAUAGACUGAACCUCUCAUUCGGCGAUCUUUUAUGUGAGCUUCCUAUUUGAGUUGUUCUCAACCCACAGCCCUCAGCAGAUCCGUGAAUUUGAAAGGCAGAGUGCUGCUGUCAUACUUUAAGAUUCACCCUGCGAGGGGUUCCUGGGUGGCGCAGUCGUUAAGAGUCU